UUUUGCUUCUUAAAAGGCAAAUACUCGUUCAAUAGCCAGAGCCUGCAUGCCAUUGGUGACAGAGCAAACCCAUAUGAAGAAGCCAUUAGCAUAAUAGGGAAGAUAUUAGCUCCAUUUGAUGAAGACAAUCUCAUCCCAUGCUUUGGAUUUGGUGAUUGGAAUUUGGUAUUUGUGACAGCAAUAAUUCAUGAUAGGGAGGUGUUCAACUUUCAUGAUGAUCACUCACCAUGUGUGGGUUUCGAAGAAGUUCUCAUAUGCUACAGAAAAAUUGUUUCGAAUUUGAAAUUGUCAGUCCACAGGAGGAAAAAACUAUCAACUCGAUUGUCACAGCAAGGAGUUGGUGAUGGACCAUGGGAAGACAUGCACAAAUUUGAUGAUAGAAUUCCAGCUCGAGCCUUCGACAAUUUUCAGUUCGUUAACUUCUCCGAGAUCAUGGCCAUAAAGGCUUGCUCAGCAAAGAAGGAAGCAGCCUUCGCCUUGGCUGCUUUUAUGGAGGUUCCCUUGCAAUACAAAGCUACUAAAGAACUCGGCCUUCUCGGGGUUACCACUGAAAAAGCCAAAAAUGUAAUAUUUUACCCUCCUCCCCAAUCUGUAAACCUAAGACGACCAUCACAUUACAGCAUUGCUGAUGAUCGUAGAGAGCAGCCUUGUCCGAUCUGCUGGACAAAUGCCAUGGAUUUGGCUUUAGGGUGUGGCCACACGUGCUGCAGAGCUUGUGGGAAUAAAUUGACGCAAUGUCCAGUUUGCCGAGCAAAUAUCACAUCGCGUCUCAGGCUAUACACCGGUGAAGGAAAAGAUUCAAAUACGUUAGCUGGAAAAAGGAGUUGUUCGGUUUACCGAAGAAGCCAUGCAGUGCAAGAGAAAUGCAAAUGUAUUGUGUAUGAUGGAUAUUUAGAGUUAUUUGGCUAUUAAAUACAUGUUUUUUUUUUAAUUUUUUAUUUCAUUUUGGUUAGA
Messenger RNA from Phalaenopsis equestris, 954 nucleotides. Its product is annotated as E3 ubiquitin-protein ligase RGLG4-like. NCBI's taxonomy places the organism in Eukaryota, Viridiplantae, Streptophyta, Magnoliopsida, Asparagales, Orchidaceae. The coding region runs from base 361 to 912 and encodes 183 amino acids. The record is from RefSeq and is a predicted model, not a curated record. The transcript has 9 exons.